This is a messenger RNA of Caenorhabditis elegans, 1178 nucleotides long. It is a transcript of the gene nhr-246, whose product is annotated as CHK kinase-like domain-containing protein. The transcript is spliced from 8 exons. The record is from RefSeq and is marked reviewed. Bases 21 to 1079 code for a protein of 352 amino acids. NCBI's taxonomy places the organism in Eukaryota, Metazoa, Nematoda, Chromadorea, Rhabditida, Rhabditidae.
AAUAAUUUUCAAUUUCAACAAUGUCCGAUUUCCUAAUUGAAAAUAUUCCACUAACUAAGGAAUGGCUUGCCGAGUUAAUCGAAAUAAAAAUUGGAGUAAAACCAAAAAUUGGGACUAUCCCACAAAACACAAAAGGUUGCUCAGUUGUUGAAAAUGCUGGUGGUGGUGUGAAGAAUGUUGAUCAUAGUGUAGUUGAACGAUUCAUGCACAAUACCGAAUGCAAUUACUAUAAACUAUUUUCUAGUCUUUCAGAAAAGCCACUACAAAUUCCAACAACUUACCUUGCUUCGAAAGCUGGCGAGAAAGCACCAGUUCCUGUUAUAGUUUUGGAAAUGUUGGAAGAUUGUAAGCUUCACGAUCUCAUUCCUGGAUUCAAUGAAGAUCAGCUCUUCAAAAUUGUCGAUGAACUUGUCAAACUGCACAUUUUCUCCUUGACAACAGAGAAAUGGAAGGAAAUUGUUCCCGACGAGUCUAAGUUGGCAAUGUCUGGUUUCCUCCAGUGCAUGGUGGCAGAUGUUGGAAGAAAGCUGGCACAAAAUCCAGAGCUCGGAGUGAUUUUGAGUUAUGUUGAGAACACAUUGGACACAGAUCCAAAUUAUUUGCAAAAAAUGAGAGAUGAAUAUAUUAAUGAAGAACGACCUUCAGUUAUAUGUCAUGGCGAUCUUUGGGCUCCACAAAUUCUGUGGGACAAAGAAGAUAAUAUAGCUGGAAUUGUUGACUGGCAGGCAACCCAUCGUGGGAGUCCUAUGGAAGAUCUUCAUCACAUUCUUUCAACGUGUACUUCUGUCCAAAAUCGCAAAACAUUUACAAAACCGUUGCUGGAUCAUUACUACAAUAAACUAAAAGUUGGCUUGAAAGAAAAGGGUUUUAAAACGACUUGGACUAGAGAGGAAAUUGAUAUAGAAUACAACUACAGUUUCAUAUAUGGUGCAUCGCGCACCAUUUUUGCCAACGGAUUUUGGGCCAACUCUCCAGUUCUUCAGACUGAUGGGAAGCCGGAUCCUGAACGAAUCAAAGAAUCAUUUGUCCGAUGCAAAUCGUAUUUGGAAGACACGAUUCGAGAACUUAAUAUUAUUUAAUUUUCAAAAAUUAAUUUUGUGCAAAUUUUUUUGAUUUUCGAAUUUUAUUUUGUUGAAAAGUUGAAUUUAGAACAUUUUUAAAAAGAUGAUUAAAACAUA